Molecule: messenger RNA, 2744 nt
Organism: Ruditapes philippinarum (Manila clam)
Lineage: Eukaryota; Metazoa; Mollusca; Bivalvia; Venerida; Veneridae
Exons: 6
Coding region: 486-2186 (566 amino acids)
Source: RefSeq, a predicted model, not a curated record
CUCAAUUUAUAUCUUUAUAACCAGAUAUUGUUAUAUUCGAGGGGUAACUCAAUUUAUAUCUUUAUAACCAGAUAUUGUUAUAUUCGAGGGGUAACUCAAUUUAUAUCUUUAUAACCAGAUAUUGUUAUAUUCGAGGGGUAACUCAAUUUAUAUCUUUAUAACCAGAUAUUGUUAUAUUCGAGAGGUAACCAAUUGGACAACAAGUGUUGGGACCACAGCAACAGCAUCGUUAUAAGUGAUGUCAUUAUAAGGGAGGAGUUUACUACACACUGCAUGAACUUGAUCUGUAAAUGACCUUAACUAUCAAUAUUGAUAAAAUUUUAGAUACUGUAUGAGUAUAAAUGUACCUGAAUUUACUGUGGUCAACAACAGAUGAAAGUAGUGGGCAUUAUUGUUUAUUUUGUCAAAUAUGAUUGAUCAAUUUUAUGUUGAUUAUAGUGUAUUAUUCUGUAUAAUUAGGUUGCAGUUGGAAAUGUUUGCAUGUGAUGAAGGAUAAAGUGGUAGUGUUUGCUCAUCCUCUAUUACCUGGUAGUCCAAAUAGGAUGAGUCAGCUUAUGAAAAUGUUAAAUAGAAAGAGACAGUCAAUGGGGCAAGGAGUUAGUAUUAGCAGUUACUUCAAGAAAAUUCCACCUAACACAAUGUCACAAAAUGUUUCCAGCUUGCAUUCAACAGUGCCAGAAUCAUCUAUGUGUUAUACUGACUCCUCUCCCCAAAAUUCUCAGGAAAUGGAUUUGCUAAAAGAAGCACCAAUUGAAGGACACAGGAGCAAAAUCAAGAACAUAUUAAAGAAAGGUGAGGUUGGAUUUUCAAGAAAACAUAGGAAAAAAAAUCUAAAUUUGAGAGUUGAGCAGUUAGGUGAAGGUGCUAGUGAGUGCAUAAAAACUGAUGAAACUUUAGUGAAUGAUAAACAUUGUCAGCAAGAUAAACAGUCUUUAAUAAUAGAAAAUGUUAAUGAAAACAUACCAGUCAUAGAAAAAUUAGAUGAAUUUUAUGGAAGAGAUGUCGAAAUUAACGAAAUUUGUAAGAGCGAAAAGAGUGAAGAGUACUCUGAAAAGUCAUUAAUAUUAGGAGAUGUUCAAAUUAGUUCAGUAAACAUAAACUGUGAUGAGGUAAAACACGGAAAUUCUAUAUUUAUAACCAAUAAAGAACAAAUAAUUGACUAUAAAACAGAAAAAAAUUGGCUCCAACCUAAGAGAGGUCUAUGUUUGACUAGUGUGUCUGAUUCUGGAGAUGAAAUGUUGUAUAAACAAUCAGAUGUUCUAUCUAAUUCCUUGGAUGAACUGCUGGCACUUCCAUCAACAAAUACUGUAACAAUAGAAACUGACCAAAUAUCAAAUAAACCAGACAUGGAAAUUGUUGACACUAAUUUGCAGUCAUGCGAGGCAGAUAAAGACUCUGAUUUAGUCACAGAUUCACCAAAAUUUGGAAGAAAAAACCCAGAAGUAGAAACAGACAUAAAAUCUGGUUGUAGCUCAAUGAAGCAAUUGAAAGAUGAAGGAAAAAUCAUUAACUUAAAUGAAAAAGUUUUGAAACAUGAGGAUUUGAAUUCUACUUUGAAGAAACAUAAUACAGUAUAUAAACGCAAGAUAAAAAGAAAAUUUCCAACAUUUUCAUCAGAUUCUGAUUCUGAUACAAACUUACCACUAAAAAAGGUGAAAACAAACUGUGAAAAGUUUGUUAAUUUCGAAAACAUGAAAAGUAGUUCAACAAAAAAACAGUUAUCAAAGCCUUUCUUUUCCUCUAGUGAAGGUAAAGCUCAGCCAACAAUUUCCUUUUUCAUGUCUCAUAAUAAAAAACAUUCAACAAGAAACCAAUCAGUAAGAGAUGGUGUGAGUGUAGGAAUAGAGGACACGGACACAGUAAUUUCUCCUAAAGUGAAGAAUGAAAUAGAUAGUCAACUGAUGAAUGAAAUACAAACAAUAAGCUCAGUUGGAAAUUUAAAUGAAGAGCAACUACAGUACCUUACAAGAAGCAAUGAGAAGUACCUUAGAGCUAUUUUUGAAGGAAAAGCUUCCUCUGAAAGGCAUCAAGAGUUUAAAAAAGGAGGAAAAAGUAGAAGGGACCUAAAUUACAGCUCUAGACUUUGUCAGUAUUCAGAAGAACAAGUGGACACAGUUAUGGAAUGUCUAAUGGCCAUGUUUUGUAAAAGACAUCAUAAGGUAAACUGUAUUUGGAUUACAUAUUGAAAGUGUUACUGCCAGAGAUGUUGAUAAAGGUACAUAUGGAUGUUCAUGGUACAGGACAUGCAGAGAGUGAGGAAAUCAUUGCAUCUAAACCAAAGAAAAGUCUAUAACAACAAUUUAGUGGGAAUUGUAUCAUGAUUAUUCUCUUCCAUGAAUAUUGUCCCUGUUUAUCUUACCAUAAUCCUAUAGUAACAGUGCAUUCUCCUACAGUUUCUCCAUGUUAAUUUAUUUAUUUGCAGAAAUCUUCCAUAUUUGGUAGAUAGAUAACUUGAAUUCUCCUCUAAGUAUUUUAGUGAAGUGCUAAAAAUAAAUUUAUACAGCCUUUAUGUAUUGACUGAUGUCUUUUACUUUUGGUAGGUAAAUGCUUUGGAUAGUCCUUUACCUUUAGAAAGUGGUCACUAGGCUAAAGGUCAAGCUCAUUGGUGCUAAAAAUAGAUCUUUAUGCCACCAUAAUUUUAUGAUUUACCCGUGUGUGUGUGUGUGUGUGUUUAUAUAGGUUAUUUAUUGAACUUACAAAUCUUUUUAAAAACAACUAAUCCGAUUCUUGUGUUAGGGGAUAAA